GCGACCUCUUCUUCUUUUUUUCCCCCUUCCCUCGCUUUUCAUUUUUCUUUCUCGUCUUCCUCCGUUCAAACCCUAGAAAUCCAAUCCCAGCAGCCUCCGUCACUCGCCCGCGUAUCCUUUCCUUCCAGAUUCUCGGAAUCGAACCUCCUCCGCUGCCGCCGCCGCCCUUCGUUCCCUCCCUCGCUCGCGCGCAGCCUCCUCCACGAUCCCGUGCCCUAACUGUCCCGGUUCCUGGACGAGCUCCGGCUCCCGAGCUCUCUUCGAAUUGUCACCGGGACGCCUAUUGCCUCCGCCCCAUAGGGGUUCGUUGGGCGCGAGGAGCGAACUCUCGUUGAAAAAACCCGGCGCUUUGGCGGUCUUCCUCAUUGGUUCGAAUUUAGGGCAUUGGCGUAUUUGAGAAAAAUCGCAUUUUUGGUUGCGCACACGUGGUUUUGGAUGGGCUCUACGUUUACGGACAUUGGGAAUCUAUGGUUUGAUUUGGUUUGAGCUCGUUGUGGGUUUUGGGCAGCUGAAUUCUGCUUUGUCGAAACCUUGUCAUAAUUGGGGAGUCCUAGUAGCCUCGGAGGUAUUACUUAGUUUCUGAAGUGUUGGAAGUGGCUUUUUGAGCCGUUUUUGAUUGGGGCUACUGAGUCUGUGAGUCAUUGGCGUUCGUGUUACUCCAAUGAGCAGAGCAGUGGAGUGAGUUCCGAGCAGAGGAAUCAGGUUGGUACUGGUACAGGGAUGAAGUUUUGAUAUGAGUAGACUGUCAUUUAGGCCUCGUCCUCUUGACAUUCAUAAGAAGCUCCCCAUUGUAAAAUCUGUGAAAGAGUUUGAGGAUGAUGAUGCUCCCACUGCCACCACUUCAACCCGAAAUUCUCUACUGCAACGAAUUGCAACAACUUAUGAGAGUGAGAAGCAUCAAAAUCUUGGAAAGAGAUCUUCACAAGAAAUUCCUACUCCCCAAUUCAGCUCUGUGGAAACGUACGAAAGAGAUUAUUCUCGCACCUUUGCUCAAACAACUUGUUACAUACGUGGAAGAGGAGCCAGGGCUGAGAUUGGUGAAUUUGUCGAGUAUGAUCUGGAUGAUGACGACGAGGAUUGGCUUGAAGAGUUUGACUACGAGAGAAAAAUCCUAUCACCAGAAAAGUUUGAGUCCCUGCUGUUCAAGUUGGAGAUUUUGGAUCACAGAGCUCGAGAAAGAGCAGGAGUCCUAACAUCCACAUUUGGAGCUCCUAUUCCUGUUCUUUUGCAGUUCGAUUCCGCAGCAGAGGCCUUGCAAUCACUUUCAGUACGUUCCAGCAUUUUGCAGUCUGUAUAUAAUUACUGGAAAUUGAAGCGGGAACAGUGGCAAAAGCCUAUUUUGCGUCACUUGCAGCCGCCUCCUCCAGUUAAUGAUACCAAUCCAUAUAAUGUGUUUAGACCCAGGGAAAAGGCACACCGACUUCAUACAAGAAGGAUGCAAAGGAGGGAAAACAAUGUUCAGUCAUUUGAAAAACUUCGACAGGUCAGGCGUAGCUUGGAGCAGGCAAGGAGAGUGGUGGAAGCCGUAAUUAAGAGAGAAGAGAAGAAGCGAGAGUUCGUGGAAUGCAUGGUCAAUCUCCAACGUGCUCAAUUGAAGUACAAGCAUGAGGCACAGCUUGUCGAUGACCGAACAGCACUCUCAGGUUUUCCAGAAUCAUUCAAGUUUACUUCUAGUGAUGAUGAUGAUAUGGAUGCCGAUUAUGCACGAGCUGGGCCCGCCUCUGUCCAUCCAAACUAUGCAGAUUCUAAUUUUAUGGCCGUCCACAAAGAGCUAAUGAGGCGAGAAUCAAAACAGCAAUAUAUAUCAGAUGGACGUCUACAGAGGAUGGAUCCUGACGAGCCGAUCAUGCUUUUCACAAAACCUCUGGAUUCAGAUAGGCUUGCUGCCUUUGGCAUCAUGCCGCCAUCUCGUCCACCUACUGAUGAUGGUUCAGGCUUACCGACCUUCCGAGGCAGGAUUGGUCGCGGGGGACGCAUAAUCUUUGAUCGUCGUGACCCCCAUUCCCAAGCUCCAAUUGACCAGGAAACCUUUCCUUUUGCACCCUUUCGGAGGCCUCAUCCGCCAAAUGGCUAACACUAUUGCUUCUUGCAUUUUUUUUUUUCUCUUCCCAUCAUCUACUGGCAAACAUUAGUAGGUUUGGAGAGAAGCAGUAUAGGCCUUAAGAUCAAGCCUUCCGAUAUCACUGAUUCUAUAGCAUUAGGGUUCCUCGACGCAAGCUUGGACGCAAGUGAGACAGGUUGUGUCCCAAUUUAAGAACACUAAAUUGGUAUGAUUUGUAGCUAGGCAUGGUGAGGGUCUUUUUUUCUUUGUACUGGCCAUGGCGUUCGCUUCUUGCUCUCUCCAACCAUUGUACACUUAUUUGUCUUAGAUUAAAGGCUAAGCAUUCAUUGUU
Molecule: messenger RNA, 2393 nt
Organism: Zingiber officinale
Lineage: Eukaryota; Viridiplantae; Streptophyta; Magnoliopsida; Zingiberales; Zingiberaceae
Exons: 12
Coding region: 734-2074 (446 amino acids)
Biological process (GO): regulation of transcription by RNA polymerase II
Cellular component (GO): piccolo histone acetyltransferase complex
Source: RefSeq, a predicted model, not a curated record